AUGGGAGCAUCAAACUCUACCAGUACCCUGUCCUCCACUUUCUUUUUCACAGGGAUCCCUGGCUAUGAAGAAUUCCACCAUUGGAUUUCCAUCCCCUUCUGCCUCUUCCACCUUGUUGGAAUAACAGGCAACUGCAUCAUCCUGCAUAUUGUCCGGACAGAUCCCAGGCUCCAUGAGCCCAUGUAUUACUUCCUGGCCAUGCUCUCCCUCAGUGACAUGGGCAUGUCCCUGCCCACAAUGAUAUCACUCUUAAGGGUGUUGUGGUCCAUUUCCAAGGAGAUCCCGUUCAAUAUCUGUGUCAUCCAAAUGUUUUUGAUUCAUACUUUCUCCUUCACUGAAUCAUCUGUGCUCUUGGCCAUGGCCCUUGACCGGUAUGUAGCUAUCUGUCACCCCCUGCAAUAUGCUACUAUUCUCACCCCAAAGCUUAUUGCCAAGAUUGGAAUUGCAGCCCUGCUCAGAAGUGCUCUUCCACUCAUUCCACUUCUGACCCGUUUGGCCUUCUUUCCCUUCUGCCACUCCCAUGUUCUUUCUCAUUCCUACUGUCUGCACCAGGACAUCAUCCGCCUCGCCUGUGCUGACACCAAGUUUAAUGUCAUAUAUGGGUUGGUUGUGAUUACCAUGCUGUGGGGCAUGGACUCUCUGGGUAUUUUAGUUUCUUAUGUCUUCAUCCUUCAUUCAGUGUUGAGGAUUGCAUCCCAUGAGGGGAGGCUUAAGGCUCUUAACACGUGUGCGUCCCACAUCUGUGCUGUGCUCAUUCUCUAUGUGCCCAUGAUAGGCUUAUCUAUUGUCCAUCGUUUUGCCAAACAUUCCUCUCCCUUCACACACAUCUUUAUGGCGCAUAUCUACUUAAUGGUCCCACCUGUGCUCAACCCAAUCAUCUACAGUGUAAAAACCAAACAGAUCCGCCAAGGAGUCCUCCAUUUGAUUCUCCCCCACAAAAUCUUUUCUUCAAUGUAG
Marmota flaviventris (yellow-bellied marmot) is the source of this 957-nucleotide messenger RNA. RefSeq names its product olfactory receptor 51L1-like. Gene Ontology annotation, molecular function: G protein-coupled receptor activity; olfactory receptor activity. Lineage: Eukaryota; Metazoa; Chordata; Mammalia; Rodentia; Sciuridae. Gene Ontology annotation, biological process: G protein-coupled receptor signaling pathway. The record is from RefSeq and is a predicted model, not a curated record. Gene Ontology annotation, cellular component: plasma membrane.